Messenger RNA from Echinops telfairi (small Madagascar hedgehog), 858 nucleotides. Its product is annotated as putative tRNA (cytidine(32)/guanosine(34)-2'-O)-methyltransferase. The record is from RefSeq and is a predicted model, not a curated record. Gene Ontology annotation, cellular component: cytoplasm. The transcript has a single exon. NCBI's taxonomy places the organism in Eukaryota, Metazoa, Chordata, Mammalia, Afrosoricida, Tenrecidae. Gene Ontology annotation, molecular function: tRNA methyltransferase activity. Gene Ontology annotation, biological process: cytoplasmic translation; tRNA methylation.
AUGCAAUUUGCGUGGGGACAGUUUUUGUGUGAGUUUUGUGUGAAAACUCACACAUCUACUGCCAAGGAGAUCAUUCAGCACUUUGAGGGCUGUCCCGUCGACCUCCUUGUGUGUGAUGGGGCCCCGGACAUAACUGACCUUCAAGAUGUGGAUGAGUACAUGCAGGCCCAACUCCUCCUAGCUGCUCUGAACAUUGCUACACAUGUUCUGAAACCCGGGGGCUGCUUUGUGUCCAAGAUCUUCCGAGGCCGGGAUGUGACGCUGCUCUACAGCCAGCUGCGCCUCUUCUUCUUGAAGGUGGUGUGUGUCAAGCCCCGGAGCAGCCGGAACUCCAGCAUUGAGCCCUUCGUUGUCUGCCAGGGUCAUGACCCUCCUGCGGGCUUCUUACCAGACCUGACCAAACCCUUAUUGGAUCACACAUACGACCCAGAUUUCAACCAGCUAGAUGGCCCCACCCGCAUCAUUGUGCCAUUCGUGACCUGUGGGGACCUGAGCACCUAUGAUUCCGACCAAAGUUACCCCCUGGAUCUCGACGAUGGCUCAGAGUACCAGUACACUCCACCCACGCAGCCUCCCAUCUCUCCACCGUACCAAGAGGCCUGCACGCUGACGAAGAAGGGGCAGCUGGCCAAGGAGAUUCGCUCCUAAGGGUCCCUAUUAGCAGAAGACAUGUUGCCCCAACCCAUGGCUGCCCCCCCAUCCCACCCCCAGCUGGCCUUUAAGGUGGACGACAGUGAUAGGAGUUGCCAUAGCAACAUAUACAGCUGGUUGGACUCAGAAGCUGUUCGUUGUCAGAGAGCCAGAAUUUGCAUUGAUGAACUUGGUUUCCAUUACUGUCAUCGCAUCAAGAGGGCCUGA